Messenger RNA from Sphaeramia orbicularis (orbiculate cardinalfish), 1828 nucleotides. It is a transcript of the gene tmem238l, whose product is annotated as transmembrane protein 238 like. The record is from RefSeq and is a predicted model, not a curated record. Bases 73 to 639 code for a protein of 188 amino acids. The transcript has 2 exons. Lineage: Eukaryota; Metazoa; Chordata; Actinopteri; Kurtiformes; Apogonidae.
GCGCAGGUAAAGCCUCAUCCAUCCUCUAUCCGGGUCCAUCCUGGUCUGGUCCAGUCUGGUCUGGAGUCCACCAUGGACCCGGUGGCCUUCGUGGGCAGCUGUUUGCCUCUGUUCGUGCUCGCGCUGCUCAGUGACGUCAUCGGCCUGGUCCUCCUGUUCGUGGGGAUCUUCGCCAACCUGCGCGUGGACGGACGCUUCUACGGGGACUUCUUCAUCUACACCGGGUCCAUCAUCAUCUUCUUCAGCCUGGGCUUCUGGCUCCUCUGGUACCUGGGCAAUGUUCCGGUCCAGGAGCAGGAGGACGGGUCCGGGUCCAAGAAGAGCCACAGCCUCGUGCGUCUGGCGCGGAAGAUCUCCGACCGGCUGAGCAGGUUCGGGUCCGGGUCCGGGUCCGGGGUCUGGGUCAAGUACGCACCAGGGGGGGACGAACCGAGCCGGACCGGGACCCCGCAGACCCCCUCCCCGUCCAAACAGGGCAAGGUCACGUGGGGGAAGAACACCGCGUACACCAACAAGGGCUACGAGGAGGACCCGGACCCCCCCAGCAAGGACCAGGACCGGGACCAGGACCAGGACCAGGACCGGGACCGGGACCAGGACCAGGACCAGGACCAGGAGGAGAAAAGUGACUCCAUAUGACGCAUGACCCGGUACCUGCAGAAAAACACCAGAAACACAACAACAGGGACCUGGACCUGGACCUGGACCCAGGAUCAGGUUUUAGUGAUUCAAUCAAAAAAAAAAUCAGACAUAUGUUGAGUUUUCUGUAAAAAUAGAGCUUCAAACCUCCAGAAAUGACACUAGAAUGUCUCCAGAUCAGAUGUUCUUCAUGUAUCUUAUUUAUUCCAUUUUAUUUCAUUAUGUCUGCAUGGAUACAUGCAUGAGGUACACAUACUUUCUGCAUUAUUUUCCUGUUUUAUGGCUGAAUAUUGAACUGGAUUCUGCAGAAAAACACCAGAAACUUAAAAAACAGACUUGGAUCAGGUUUUAUUUAUUUUGCAGCUUUUUAUGCAACUACAAACCAGAUGUACUUUAAUUUUUUUUUUCCUGUAAAAAUAGAGCCUCAAACCUCCAUAAAUGACAGUAAAAUGUAUCCAGGUCAGAUGUUAUUCUUUAAUCUUAUUUAUUCCACUUUAUUUUAUUAUUUCUACAUGGAUACAUGCAUGAGUUGCACAUAUUUUCUGCAUUAUUGCCCUGUUUUUUGACUGAAUAUUGAACUAGUUUCUGCAGAAAAACAGAUAACAGAUGUGGAUCAGGUUUUAAUGAUUCUGCAGCUUUUUAUGCAACAAAAAUGAAAAUACAAAUCAGAUUAUACGUACAUUUUUUUCUGCACAAAUGUCUCAAAAUUGCCUCCAAAUCAAGUCUUAUAUGCUUAUUUAUUAUAUUUUAUUUAAUUGUGUCUGCAUAGAUACAGGCCUAAGUUGCACAUUUUUUCUGCAUUGCUUUCCUGUUUGUUUUUUGGGGGUGAAUAUUGAACUGGAUACUGCAGAAAAAAGAGAGACUUGGAUCAGGUUUUAUUGAUUCUGCAGCUUUUUAUGCAACAAAAACGAGACUAAAAAUCAGAUUAAAUGUUGAUUUUUCCUGCACAAAUGUCCCAAAAAUUGCCUCUAAAUCAAGUCUUAUGCUACAUGCUUAUUUAUUAUAUUUUAUUUUAUUAUGUCUGCAUGGAUACAUGCAUAAAUUGCACAUUUUCUGCAUUAUUUUGCUGUUUUAUGGCUGAAUAUUGAACUGGUUUCUGCAGAAAAACACCAGAAAUUAAAAAAAAAAAAAAAAAAAGAGAGAGAGAGACUUGGAUCAGGUUUUAUUUAUUCUGCAGCUUUUUAUGCAA